AUGACAGGCUCAAGCAAGCUUCCUGCCCCCGGCAGAGCUUCCCCGGAUCGCAGCCAGCCAUCGACUCCGGUAAAGGCUUCUACUCCCCAACCCCUCCGCGCCAACCCGCCCAGUCCGCAGACGCCGUCCACGAGAAUACCCGCACCGACCUUCUCGACUCCCAAGUCCAUCGCUGCCAAGAAGCCGGAGCUUCAGCUCCCCCCUCCGACACAGGCCUCCGGCGGCACCAAUCGUACCUUCUUACUCGACGACGCGCCCGUCAUCUCUCCCUCGGCCGAUCGAAACACCCCCUCGAGCCCAAGAGCAGCUGCCUCGCCUCAGUCCAGCCUCGGAGCAUCACCCGAGGAGCUCAAGUCGAAGCUAUGGAAAGCGGCUUUUGCCAAACUAAACGCCACCAACCCUGGUAUCGUCAAGGCGUAUGAGAAGAUUCUGUCCGCCGAGCUUCGAGGUGAUGGUGCGGGUAUCAAAUUAGUGCUUGAACGAAGCCGAGAGGAACAACAAACGCAGACAGAGUCGAUAAUCAAGUCUGUCUCGGCCCGCCUCGAGAGUAAAACGGGAGCUUUCGGAGAGCUGUUUGCCAACAUCAAGCAGACCGCCUCCAAGCCCUCCAUCGCAUGGGCCACAAACUAUCUGACAUUGGAGGUCAUCUCCGAUCCCGCCUCCGGGGUGCCCAAGACCCGUGCUGGCGCGACAUACACCAUCUCGAGGGCCAACUGGUACCAGAACCUCGUCAAGCUCCUCCUGGAGAAGAGCCAGGCACACUAUGUCUCGGUGGACUCGCUCGAGCGCAUCGAGAAGCGCAUCUCCCAGCUUUACACCGACGUCCUCGAGUUCCAGCUCAAGACCAUCUGCUCGUCUCACGCGGGCGAGCUGGACCUCCCGGCCUUGACGGCCGCGGCGCUCGAGAUCUGGGACUGCGACCUCGAGGCGGUCAAGAUUGGCGAGACUAGGGUCCAGGUGGAUGUCGAUCAGCACGGCACGGAGGAGAUGCAGUCUUCUCUCACCCGCUACUGGCACACAGCGACCGUCUUGGAAAAGAAGGUUCAGGAAGAGACAUUGGCCCUGGAGAAGCUUUCCCAGGAAAAGAAGCUUGUUGACGAAAGGCUAGCUGCAGGCGAGGAGCUGGCCGACCAAGAGAAAUUUGCCGACGAGAAUGUCUCCAUCGUUGACAAGGUGCCUGCCAAUGACAAGGCGGUGGCCGACGACAAGACACUGAUUGAAGAGAAGCAGACUGCCGAUCAGAGCCUCGCAGAUGCCGCCCGGGCCGCUGAGGAGGAAAGGGUCGCCGAGGAAGAAAAGCGUCGUGUCGAGGAACAGCGAGUCGCAGAAGUGAAGCGUAUCGCCGAAGAGACGCGGCUUGCUCAAGAGAUGAAACUCGCUGAAGAACAAAAGCUUGCCGAAGAGCAAAGGCGUGUUGAAGCACAGCAACUAGCUGAGAAGCGUGCUGCUGAAGAGCAAAGAGUCGCCGAAGAGAGACGGCUCGCUGAAGAAACACGUCUCGCCGAGGAGCAGCGACUUGCUGAAGAAAGCCAUCGCGCUGAACAACAGAAACUCGCAGAAGAAAGCCGUCUUGUCGAAGAACGGAGGGUUGCUGAAGAUGAACGCCUCGCAGAGGAGGAGCGUCUAGCUGAAGAACGGCGGAUCGCUGAGGAGAAACGACUACUCGAGGAGAAGAGGUUAGCUGAAGAAAAACGCCUCGCGGAAGAAAAGCAGCUAGCUGAGGUUCAGAGACUCGCCGAACAAUCAAGGCUUGCCGAGGAGAAACGCAUUGCGGAGGAAACGCGUAUCGCAGACGAAGAACGUCUUGCCGAAGAACAGCGAGUUGCUGAAGAGCAGCGCAUAGCCGAAGAACAGCGCAUCGCCGAUGAAAAACGUCUCGCCGAAGAAAAGCGCGUCGCAAAAGAGAAGCAUAUCGCUGAGGAGAAACGCAUCGCUGAAGAGCAACGUAUCGCGGAAGAGCACCGUAUCGCUGAAGAGCAACGUAUCGCCGAGGAGAAACGUGUCGCUGAAGAGCAACGUAUCGCUGAGGAGAAACGUAUCGCCGAGGAGAAACGUGUCGCCGAGGAGAAACGCAUCGCUGAAGAGCAACGCCUUGCGGAAGAGAAACGCAUCGCUGAGGAGAAACGCAUCGCUGAGGAGAAGCGAUUGGCCGAGGAAAAGAAGCUAGCUGAGGAAAAGCGAUUGGCCGAGGAAAAGAAGCUAGCUGAGGAAAAGCGAUUAGCUGAAGAGAAACGUGUCGCAGAGGAACAGCGUGCCGCAGAAGAGAAAAGGGUGGCUGAGGAGAAGCUUUCCCAGGAGAAGAAGCUAGCAGAGGAGGAAAAGGCCGCCGAAGAACAGAAACUCUCUGAAGAGAAGCGUGCUGCCGAAGACAAGCUUGCCCAAGAGAAGAAGCUUGCUCAGGAAAAGAAGUUGGCCGAUGAGAAACGGGUGCAAGAGAAGAAGAGAAUUGCAGACGAGAAGAGGGCUCGAGACAGGAAGGUCGCUGAGGAAAAGCGAGCAAAGGAGAGAAAGCUCGCAGAGGAGAGACGGGCCAAGGAAAAGAGGCUCGCAGAGGAAAGGAAAGCCAAGGAGAAGCUUGCACAGCAGCCAACCGCCCAGCCACCACAACAACCUGUCCAGGCUCCUCAGCAACCUGUUCAAGCAAAGCCACAACCUAUUCCAGUCAACGCACAGCCCGUCCAAGUCAAACCGCAGCCCGUUCAAGCAAGACCGCAACCUGUUCAAGUCAAGCCGCAACCCGUUCCCGCAAAGCCGCAGCCCGCUCAGGCAAACCAGCCAGUCGAGGCCAAGACACCAACGGACGCCCAAGUCAAACUUCUUCAAGGCCACAAGGGCCCAGUAAACGCGAUCACAAACGCCCCAGAUUUCAAAACCUUUGCUACCGGCUCGGCUGAUGCCACAAUCAAGAUCUGGGAUCCGGCGACCGGCGAGUGUCUGCAGACCCUGACAGGACACAAGGGAAGCGUGCUCGCAGUCGCUUACUCCGUCGAUGGCAAACGCCUCGCCUCUGGAUCCGAGGACAAGUCCGUCAGAGUAUGGGAGCUCGCCACCGGCAAGUGUCUCCUGACUCUCGCAGAGCACACUGAGAGGGUCAGCUCGGUGACGUGGCUCGUCGACGACAUGGUCGCCUCGGCCUCGUCCGACACGACGAUCCGCGUCUGGGAGGUCGCCACGGGCACGUGCUGGCAAUCAAUCGAGGGUGGGAAGGAGGUCAUCCUGGCGCCCGUCCUGACGAGCGGGAAGAGGUUCGCCACGGGCUCCAAGGACUCCAAGCUCAAGAUCUGGGACUUGGACCAGGGGGUCUGCCUUCGGACUCUGCGAGGCCACGGCGGCGAAGUCACAGCGGUGGCGGCAAGCGGCCGGCUGCUGGCGUCUUGUUCGCUUGAUGGGACUACUCGUACCUGGAGCCUCGCCCAGGACCCCUCGCUGCGCACUUUCAAGGAGGUCUCGGGCUCUCCUCGAUGUGCUUCUAUUUCGCGCGACUUGAAGAAGCUGGCAACAGGGUCGGAAUCAGAUGGUAUCAGUAUUUGGAAUGUGGCCACUGGAGCUCGAUUGAAGGCUCUGGGUGGUCAGGGUGCAGGGGGGACUCUUUCUUUGGCUUUCCUAGGAGACAGUAACCAGCUUGUUGCAGCAGGUGAGGAUGGUUCCCUCAGGGUAUGGAACGUGGACAAGUCUUAG
Clonostachys solani is the source of this 3678-nucleotide messenger RNA. The record is from the annotation of a GenBank genome assembly. NCBI's taxonomy places the organism in Eukaryota, Fungi, Ascomycota, Sordariomycetes, Hypocreales, Bionectriaceae.